Molecule: messenger RNA, 5595 nt
Organism: Nakaseomyces glabratus
Lineage: Eukaryota; Fungi; Ascomycota; Saccharomycetes; Saccharomycetales; Saccharomycetaceae
Source: RefSeq, a predicted model, not a curated record
AUGAAAUACAAAGAGGUUUUUAAGGCCUUUAUUUUGGCCCUGACAUGGACCAAUGCCGUAGCUAAAACCUAUGAGAAUCAGGAAGUUGUUCUGGAUAGCACCUCUUCUGGCUCUCCUACUUUUGAGGAUGAUGAACUCAUGGUGUUAAAUAACGCUAAAGUUACUCUAAAAAACUACUCCUCAAUUAAAUUACCUGCUGGUAUAUCGUUGACUGGUGGCUCUACACUAACAAUAAUAACACCUGGUGGCCAAAGUGUCAGGAAUGAGCUGUUGAUUAAUGGUAAGGUCAAAAUUGAUAGUGGGUCGAGUUUUGUUUAUGAUGGUAGCAAAUUAACUUAUGCUAGUGGACCAGAUGCCGUAACCAAUUAUAACUUUGACAUUAAUACCGGGGCUGAUGGUGUUUAUGUUUCUUCAGAUAGCAGCAUGAUAAUAACAUUGCCGGCAUUAUUGAAAGGUGUUGCAACUACUAAUACUGCCCGUAUUCACAUUGGUGGUACGUAUCAAGCACCAAACAAUUCUCCUAUUCAAAUAUUAGGAAAAUUACAAGUACUAUCUACAGGAGCGAAAUCAUCAACCUACUUCACUGAUCGUCUGUGGUAUCUGGAUCUAGGCCCAGACAAAAUUGAUAAUACUGGUACGUUUUCUAUGCCCAAUAAUAUGUCUGGUGAUAUAGACUGUGAGUGUUUAAUUGCUGUCUACGGUGAUAUAUUCAAGGGUACUAAUAAUGCUGUUUUACAUACUUUAGGAUACACCGGAUUUGUUGUGGUUACACCGAUAACCAUUGACCUAAGUAAGGGGCCUUAUAAAGGUACUUCUGAUUUUAUUUAUAACUUGGUUCUUCCUAGUGGUCAGGAUGGUUUUAAAAUUGAUGGUUAUCUAUAUCAUUACGACCCCAACGCUCCUGCAGCUCGUACAAUUGGGUUGCUAUAUCUUUAUGAUGCUGGAGAUAAUGUAGCGUUAACUUCAGGUAUUAAUGGUAUCCAAAUUAGACAUACGAAUCCAGUUAAAACAAUAACAAUGAAAGUUGACCCAAGCUUAAACGCUGGUUAUUUUAAGGGCAAAAGAAUUGAUGAAAUUCCCUACAGAUAUCCAGUACAUAAUUACGCCAAUGUUCUAGAAAUGAUUUUAUUUGAACCAAUCACUUAUACUACUAUAACAACUACCAAUAUCAAUGAAUAUACCACCGAAAUAAUUGAGCUGAUAGCAACUGCAAAGCCUCGUGGCUUUCCUUUUAAUGAGAAUACUCAAACAACCAUAACAACUACAAUUUAUAAUCAACUUCGAGAAGAGACAAAAAUUAUUGACCUGGGGAAUGGUGUGACUGAAUAUCAAGUAUUGGAUUAUUAUCUUUCUUCACUAAAUGACAUAAAUCAUCCAUUUGGAACAAGUACUAAAAUCGUCACUUACAGCCCACCUCCCCCAUCAGUAACUGCAACUACAACAGAUUAUUACAUAGAAUCCUACUGGAUAUCCUUCUUUAUCACUACCGAUGAUCAGCAUAGGAUAAUAACCAGUAGUCAAACAGUUUCAACAUUAAGGUUAGAGAAUGAUUACACCACCACCGUAGAUUUAGGAAAUGGUGUAUUCGAAACUGAUCUGAUAUCUCAUAUAACUGAAAGAGACGAAAAUGGCGAGCCUACAAACACUGUUAGAACCACUAUCAAGUUGACUUUUGGUCCGGCACCUCCUGCAAUUACAAAAACUGUGGAUUUAGGCAACGAAGUGACUGAGUAUUUGGUUAUCAGCUACUGGACGACCACCAAUGAAUUUGGGGGUCUGAUCACGACAAACUCGACGGCCACCUACAGUCCUCCACCGGUGACUGUGACAGCCACCACUGCGUCGGACUACAUUGAGUCGGACUGGAUCUCGUUCUUCAUCACUGUUGAUGAGAAGGGCGAUAUUGUUACGAGCAGCACUCUGUUCAAUGCGACUCGUGACUACAACUUGCCUGAGGCCCCACACACUUCGUUUGGCCCUGCGCCCCCAGUGGAGACGCACACUGUUGUUCUUGAGAACAACAUGACGAACUACGAGGUUGUAUCUUACUGGACCACCACCAACGAGUUUGGAGGGUUGAUCACGACGAGCAGCACCAGCACGUACAGCGCUCCACCUUUGACAGUGACGGCCACUACUGCGUCUGACUACAUCGAGUCGGACUGGAUCUCGUUCUUCAUCACUGUUGAUGAGAAGGGCGAUAUUGUUACGAGCAGCACUCUGUUCAAUGCGACUCGUGACUACAACUUGCCUGAGGCCCCACACACUUCGUUUGGCCCUGCGCCCCCAGUGGAGACGCACACUGUUGUUCUUGAGAACAACAUGACGAACUACGAGGUUGUAUCUUACUGGACCACCACCAACGAGUUUGGAGGGUUGAUCACGACGAGCAGCACCAGCACGUACAGCGCUCCACCUUUGACAGUGACGGCCACUACUGCGUCUGACUACAUCGAGUCGGACUGGAUCUCGUUCUUCAUCACUGUUGAUGAGAAGGGCGAUAUUGUUACGAGCAGCACUCUGUUCAAUGCGACUCGUGACUACAACUUGCCUGAGGCCCCACACACUUCGUUUGGCCCUGCGCCCCCAGUGGAGACGCACACUGUUGUUCUUGAGAACAACAUGACGAACUACGAGGUUGUAUCUUACUGGACCACCACCAACGAGUUUGGAGGGUUGAUCACGACGAGCAGCACCAGCACGUACAGCGCUCCACCUUUGACAGUGACGGCCACUACUGCGUCUGACUACAUCGAGUCGGACUGGAUCUCGUUCUUCAUCACUGUUGAUGAGAAGGGAGACAUUGUUACCAGCAGUACUCUAUUUAAUGCUACACGGGAAUAUGUCGAUGCUGAAGCACUGUUCAUGUUAUCCGACGAUUCUUCACAAGCUUCAAAUAAUGAAGCUGACUACACCACGACGAUCGACAAGGGCAACGGCGAGUUCGAGACCGAUGUUGUUUCGCACAUCACCACCAAGGACUCCGACGGCAAGCCUACCACGAUUGUGACCACGAUUCCAUGGAAGCCAAGCGAAGAAGCUGACUACACCACGACGAUCGACAAGGGCAACGGCGAGUUCGAGACCGAUGUUGUUUCGCACAUCACCACCAAGGACUCCGACGGCAAGCCUACCACGAUUGUGACCACGAUUCCAUGGAAGCCAAGCGAAGAAGCUGACUACACCACGACGAUCGACAAGGGCAACGGCGAGUUCGAGACCGAUGUUGUUUCGCACAUCACCACCAAGGACUCCGACGGCAAGCCUACCACGAUUGUGACCACGAUUCCAUGGAAGCCAAGCGAAGAAGCUGACUACACCACGACGAUCGACAAGGGCAACGGCGAGUUCGAGACCGAUGUUGUUUCGCACAUCACCACCAAGGACUCCGACGGCAAGCCUACCACGAUUGUGACCACGAUUCCAUGGAAGCCAAGCGAAGAAGCUGACUACACCACGACGAUCGACAAGGGCAACGGCGAGUUCGAGACCGAUGUUGUUUCGCACAUCACCACCAAGGACUCCGACGGCAAGCCUACCACGAUUGUGACCACGAUUCCAUGGAAGCCAAGCGAAGAAGCUGACUACACCACGACGAUCGACAAGGGCAACGGCGAGUUCGAGACCGAUGUUGUUUCGCACAUCACCACCAAGGACUCUGACGGCAAGCCUACCACGAUCACCACCACCAUCCCAUUGAAGCCAAGUGAUGCCGGCGAGGCCGACUACACCACGACGAUCGACAAGGGCAACGGUGACUUCGAGACAGACCUUGUUUCGCACAUCACGACCAAGGACUCUGACGGCAAGCCUACCACGAUCACCACCACCAUCCCAUUGAAGCCAAGUGAUGCCGGCGAGGCCGACUACACCACCACCAUUACUUCCGACGGUCACACCAUCACAGAAGUAGUCUCCCACAUCACCACCACUGAUUCAGACGGUAACACUGUUACAUACACCACCACGAUGGCCUCCUUCGAUCAGGUAGACGACGGCGUGUACACGUCAGCUCCACCUUACUCACAGCCACCAGUUGUGACGACGACUGUGACGGAGGACGACGGUAGUAGCAAGACAGUUGUGAUCUCUUACUCGCCAUCUGAGGGCGAGGAUGGGGUUACCCGUACAGGUACGACCACUAUCUCCACCAUCACUGCUAGCGGCGAGGCCGACUACACGACGACGAUCGACAAGGGCAACGGUGACUUCGAGACAGACCUUGUUUCGCACAUCACGACCAAGGACUCUGACGGCAAGCCUACCACGAUCACCACCACCAUCCCAUUGAAGCCAAGUGAUGCCGGCGAGGCCGACUACACGACGACGAUCGACAAGGGCAACGGUGACUUCGAGACAGACCUUGUUUCGCACAUCACGACCAAGGACUCUGACGGCAAGCCUACCACGAUCAUAAGAACUGUGACUCUAACAGAAGAACCAGAUUACACAUCUGUGUUUGUUUCUGAUGGUCAUACGAUUACAGCUGUUGUUUCUCAUGUUACAACGACCAAUGAUAUCGGUCAGACGGUCACCACUACUGUGACCGUUAUGUCAUAUGAUCAAGUAGGUGAGGGUGUAUACACUUCUGCUCUUGCUUACUCUGAGCCCCCAGUAACUACGACAACUGUGAGUGCAGACACUGCUACUGCCACUGUUGUAAUGUCGUACUUCCCAUCUAUUGGCGACGAUGGAGUCACCAGGACAGGAACAACUACCAUUUCCACUGUCUCUGUCGGAGGUGAAGCCGACUACACUACAACAGUCGACAGGGGCAAUGGCAGUAUCGAAACUGAUGUCAUUUCGCAUAUCACCACUACCGACUCCAAUGGUAAUCCUACAACAAUAACCACCACGAUCACCAAUGCACCUGCACCUUCGAUUUCUAAAGCAAAUGUGGGGUCUGAUUACACCACCACUGUGGUUUCGGACGGUCACACGUUCACCGAGGUUGUAUCCCAUAGCACAGGUACUGAUGAGCACGGUCACACAAUAGUUUCCACAGUAACGCAAACCGUGGGUGUCCAGAGUCAUGGAAGCACUGUCUCAAGUGCAGCACCAGUCUCAACAGUAUCCGGUGCAGGAUCUAAUGCUCCUGGAACAGCAGGUGUAGGUGGUAUUGUUAACUCUCAGAAACCUCAGUCAGGAAAUGUGGCUGGCCAAGGGUCGGGCAACGAAAAGCCAACACAAGCUGCUGGCACAGCCGGUGGUAGUGGCUCUGGCUCUGGCUCUGGCUCUGGCUCUGGGCCAGUUCACCAAUCGGUAGGCAAUAUUGUACCAUCUGGAUCUCCAUCUGUUCAGAGUCCAAUGGACACUGCAUCUCCAGUCAGUGGUAUUCAUAGUAGCCAAACUCCUCACUCUGUACCUUCACAAGCUCAACAACAAGGACAAGGACAAGGACAAGCACCAUCAUCACGUCAACAGGCAGCCACGACUGUUCUAUCACCUUCUGGUUCCUCUGGUAACAACAACGGCAGUAGAUUCAGUAGCACACAAACAGCUUCUGCUUUACCAGGUUCCGCUGCGACAAUAAAGGCUACCUCUAACACUGCAAUACUCGUGCUGAUCAUUCUAUUUUUCUUAGGAUUGACCUAG